ACGUUUGUUACCUUGCUAUUAACAUAGCGUUCGUAGACUAGAAUUGGUUUUUUAAGAUUUUAGUUUAAAUUCUACUUAUUAACGAUUUCUAAUAGUUCAUUAUCACUAAAAUUACAUCAAUGAGAUUACUGAGUUUUGACGAGGUUGGGUUGCGUCUUAGAGCAAAAGAGGAAGAGUGCAUCAGUAGACCUGGUGGAUAUACAUUCAAAGUCGACAAGGGCGGAGGAGACUCCCACACGCAUGUCUUUUGGGUACCUAACCCCCUCACACAACUGACAAACACGGAAAGUGACUCGGAUAUGCCAGCUGCUACCAUCAGUAGCACUCCACAUCCUAAUAAUGAGGAAUGUGGGAUUCGAGAUGUCUGGGCACACAAUCUCGAAGAAGAAUUUCGUACUAUAAGACAAAUUGUACAAAAAUUCAAUUAUGUGGCAAUGGAUACAGAGUUUCCAGGUGUAGUUGCAAGGCCCAUUGGUGAAUUUAGAAGUUCAGCUGAUUAUCAAUACCAAAUGCUAAGGUGCAAUGUAGAUUUGUUAAGAAUAAUUCAGCUGGGAUUAACAUUUUUGGAUGAGAAUGGAAAAACGCCAGGUGGUUCUUACACAACGUGGCAGUUUAAUUUUAAAUUCAACCUUUCGGAGGAUAUGUAUGCACAGGAUAGUAUCGAUUUGUUACAAAAUUCGGGAAUUCAGUUCAAAAAGCACGAGGAAGAGGGCAUAGAACCAUUAGAGUUUGCAGAACUUCUUAUGACCUCUGGUAUUGUGCUGAUGGACAACAUCAAGUGGCUGUCAUUCCAUUCAGGUUACGAUUUUGGCUAUUUGAUCAAACUGUUAACUGACAACAACCUGCCCCAGGACGAGGGAGAGUUCUUUGAAUUACUUAAACUCUACUUCCCGACAAUCUACGACGUCAAAUAUGUUUACUUUUCAUUGCAGUACUUGAUGAAGUCGUGCAAGAACCUGAAAGGCGGACUCCAGGAGGUAGCAGAACAACUCGACCUUGAACGGAUCGGACCCCAGCACCAAGCUGGAUCCGAUUCCCUCCUCACUGGCAUGGCCUUCUUCAAAAUGAAGGAGAUGUUUUUUGAGGACACGAUCGACGACUCAAAAUUUUCAGGGCACCUGUACGGUUUGGGAACAUCGUUCGUAGUGAACGGCAACAGUUACGGUAACGAUAAUGGUGAUAAUAGUAAUUAAAAUUAAAAAACAAACACACAAAAAAUUCAUAAAUAAAAAACUAACGUCGUUUAAGACUCAGUAAAUAAUGGUAAUGCAUUCAGAAUAAAUAUUAAGUACU
This is a messenger RNA of Agrilus planipennis (emerald ash borer), 1293 nucleotides long. Its product is annotated as CCR4-NOT transcription complex subunit 7. Gene Ontology annotation, cellular component: CCR4-NOT complex; P-body; CCR4-NOT core complex. The record is from RefSeq and is a predicted model, not a curated record. Gene Ontology annotation, molecular function: poly(A)-specific ribonuclease activity; nucleic acid binding. The transcript is spliced from 6 exons. Bases 120 to 1193 code for a protein of 357 amino acids. NCBI's taxonomy places the organism in Eukaryota, Metazoa, Arthropoda, Insecta, Coleoptera, Buprestidae.